GAUAAAUAACGCGAAUUAUGAUUAUUUAGCUGCAUUUCUUCUCCUUUUUUUAAUUAUUUUAUGCGUCGAAGAUAUCAAAAUUGUUAAUUUUUGCAUAAUUCAUAUAUUUCUUUGUUCUGCCGACGACUUUUUAAUCUUUUCAGUAAGUAUAAUUAAUAUUUUGUUGAUAAAAUGUUAUUUAUGAGUGACUUAUUUAUAAAAAUUUUUAUGAUAGUAUGAUAUUUUUAUGAUAAAUUUUUUAUCGAUAAAUUCGAUUUUUUCAUAAGUUAUUUUAAUGGAUAAUGAAUAUUAUUAUAUAAAAAGAGAUAUUAAAGAUAAUUUUCACUCCAAGAAUCUUGAAUUUAGUUCUCCAUUCAUGAUUGAUGAUGAAGAUGAAGUUCUAAAUGCUAUAGAAAAUCAUGGAAAUAUGAAUUUUUAUAUGGCUAAUUAUAUUAAAGAUGCUAUGAAAAUGAUGUUCAUUAUGCGUAGUCAUCAUAUGCUCACUGAUGUUAUAUUAGAAGUGGAAUCAGAAUUGUUCUAUGCACAUAAAGUCAUUUUAGCUGCUGCUAGUCCAUACUUUAAGACAAUAUUUACAGAAGACUUAAAAAAAUCUCAAAUAUCUAAAAUAAAACUUCAAGGUGUCAAUUCAACAACCAUGGCGUGCUUAAUAUAUUUCAUGUAUACUGGCAAAAUAAGAAUUACAGAGAUUACAGUAUGUUCUCUUUUAUCAGCAGCUACAAUGUUUCAGAUUAGUAAUGUCAUAGAUGCGUGUUAUGUAUUUUUAAAAAAACAAUUACAUCCCACAACUAAUAUUGGAUUUACUAAUUUUCCCGAACAAUACAAUUACUUGAAUAUAUGUCAAAAAGUAAGCAUAAAGCAAGAAAUAUCUCAACAAUCAGCAGAAAAUGUAAAGGAGAAAACCAAAAAUAAAUCCAAAUUACAAGAAACUGAUUUGUUGAAUUUAGAAAUACCAGAUAGUAGUAGUAUAAAUAAUAUUGCGAAUUCUGGAUUAAGUAACUUUUCUAAUCAGAAAGAAGGUGAUCUUUUAGGAGAAUUUAAUAAUUUUUUUCAGCAAGAAACAAAAAAUACUAUACCUAUCAUUACUGAUCCUAUUCAGAAUAAUUUAAUUUUUUAUGACCAGCCUACUAGGAAUGAUAAUAAUAACUUGAAUGAUUUAUUUUUGAAUGAAAAUCAAACUACUUCAAAGCAAAAUCUUGAAGAUUUAUUUGAUUCACUUGGUAAAAAAUCUAUGAAUAAUCUAUUAGAAAAUGUACAAAACAUUAAGUUGAAUAAGAAGUCCUCAUUAAAGGAAAAUUUUCCAAGAAAUUCGAACGUUCAAAACAAGAAUUUCUUAGUAAACCUUGUCAAUUCUUUGGGAGCUACUGAACUAACUUCUAUCUGGAAUGAAACAACAAGAAAUUCUAAUAUUCCAUCAGCUAGCACAUCAAUUAAUUCAAAUUCUAAUAGACAUAGAAUUAAUGAUAUUAAUAUUGCUAAUAUUGCUUCGGACAGUAAAACUAAUAAAUCAAAUGGAGAUGUUUUCAAAGAUUUAUUAGAUAGUCAAGGAUACAAUUUUUUUAAUUCACGAAAAACUGAAAAAGACAAUCCAAAAACAAUAAAUCAAAUGAGGAAAAUAGAAGCAGCCAAGAUUAUAGAUCCGGAUAGAUUAAAAAUUGUUGAAUGGACAGAAGGAAAAAGAAGUAAUUUGAGAGCUCUUCUUUCUUCGUUACAUAUGGUUUUAUGGUCAGAAGCUAAAUGGCAACGAUGCGAAAUGCAUCAAUUAGUCACUACUGCAGAUGUAAAGAAAGCUUAUAGAAAAGCUUGUUUAGCUGUGCAUCCAGAUAAGCAAGCAGGAACAGUUAACGAAAAUAUUGCAAAAUUAAUUUUUAUGGAACUGAACAAUGCAUGGAAUACGUUCAAAAACGAUGCGUUGCAACAAAAUUUAUUUUAAUUAUUCAUUAUUUUUUUUAAAUUUAUUAUUUCGAUUAUUAAAUGUAAAAAACUUCUUUGUUUUAUAUUCCGACUAAUUUUAACUGUAGUGAAAAAAAAAUCAAUAAAAAUCCAAUUCGAAAAAAUUUAGCGAUUGCAAAUCGAAAUUAUAUUUGAAUGGUUCCAUACAUUCUUUAUAAUAUUAAAAAAAAUUUUGUAAAUAAAUUGUGUUAAGUGCAGCAUAACAUAUAUAUGUGUAUAAGAUAAAAUAUAAUUUAUGAAAAAUAAUUUUUAAAAA
Molecule: messenger RNA, 2206 nt
Organism: Apis cerana (Asiatic honeybee)
Lineage: Eukaryota; Metazoa; Arthropoda; Insecta; Hymenoptera; Apidae
Product: clustered-asparagine-rich protein
Biological process (GO): clathrin coat disassembly; clathrin-dependent endocytosis
Cellular component (GO): vesicle; intracellular membrane-bounded organelle; cytoplasm
Molecular function (GO): clathrin binding
Source: RefSeq, a predicted model, not a curated record